AUGUCUCUCGAAAAGGCCAAUGCUGGCCCAGUCAUGCAUCUCCUUGUCAUCCUUUACGGCUCGAGGAAGCGCGAAGAAGUGAGCUUGGAUCGCUAUGGAGAGGAGCAAAGGAGGGUCGAAAUUGACCUCCGUCCACGUCUACCGCGACGGGGUAUGACGCCUCUCGAAAUCAGCCAGUGGGCACACCACUUCGUCGGCGUGAACUAUCAGAGCUUUAAACACUCGCAGAAAUGGCAUUGCGAGUACUGCGAUAAACCUGCACGCAUGUCCGAAAGCCAGUUGAUGUCCUGGACUCACCUUGAUCCACCUCGCAUGAACAUAUACAUGCACUUCGUGUGCAAUCCCUCCGUCGGGCCGUGUGCGGAGAUCCUACGUCAGGCAAUCGUCGAAGCGGCGAGGCUGAGCGGUCAGCCACCUCCACCUCGGCGUAUUGAGCGGGAGAAUCCUUUGGACUGGCCUACUAUGGGUGCCUGCGCGGGUUGCGAGAAGGACGAGACGGCGACACACAAGACGAAGGUAUGCGCGGGCUGCCAGUUGACGCGGUACUGCAGCGCGGCGUGUCAAAAGAACCACUGGCGCGAGCAUAAAGCGGUCUGCAAGAUGGAAAAGACGGUGAAAUGGGUGUGGGAUUGA
Peniophora sp. CBMAI 1063 is the source of this 633-nucleotide messenger RNA. The record is from the annotation of a GenBank genome assembly. Lineage: Eukaryota; Fungi; Basidiomycota; Agaricomycetes; Russulales; Peniophoraceae.